Messenger RNA from Acanthisitta chloris (rifleman), 2577 nucleotides. It is a transcript of the gene DLGAP5, whose product is annotated as discs, large (Drosophila) homolog-associated protein 5. The transcript has 19 exons. Gene Ontology annotation, molecular function: microtubule binding. Lineage: Eukaryota; Metazoa; Chordata; Aves; Passeriformes; Acanthisittidae. Gene Ontology annotation, biological process: chromosome segregation; signaling; regulation of mitotic cell cycle. The record is from RefSeq and is a predicted model, not a curated record. Gene Ontology annotation, cellular component: spindle pole centrosome; nucleus; cytoplasm. Bases 1 to 2577 code for a protein of 858 amino acids.
AUGGCUGCCACCUCCCAGUUUGCUGGUCGCUACAAGAAGAGUUUGAGCAGAGGAGAAGAGACCCUGAGGACCAAAGUGGCACGCAGGAAGUCGAUCAUUCAGAAGGAGAACAGGCACAAGCUCUUUGAGAAGGGAAGGCAGUUUGGGCUGGCAGAUGUCAAUGUGCAGCUCACCAGAGACAAGGGAAUUCCUGAACUCAAGGACUCAAAGGAAAUGUGCUCCCAAGAGAACAGCAGUGUCAAGCAGAAACAAGCCCCAAGUGCAGCCACCAUGAGGAUGAAUGCGCGCAGGGAAAUGCUGCAGCGCUAUAAGGAGGAGAAGGAACUGCGAAAACUGGUGGAGCAGAGAGAGAAAGCCAAGAAAGAAGUGUUUAAAGUUGGGCUGUACAGACCAGCUGCACCUGGAUAUCUUGCACAUCAGGAGCCAGUGGUGGCAAAGCCAAAAGAGAAGGCAGCUCCUGCUUUCUCUGGAAGGAUUACUCGAUCCAAGGCCAAGCUCCAAGAAGAAAAAUCUCGGAUACCAACUCUGAUACCAACUGCAUCUAAACCCUCUAUGGUCAGUGCCCACGGGCAGAGCGUUCACCCUACACAAACAGCAGGACGGAAACAGAUGGGCACAGCCAAAGUGGCUGAAAAAGAGAAAGUGCUGCAGACUGCAGCCCAACCAGCUUCCAAUGUAAGAAUCACCAGAGCAGCCUCCUCUGCAGCCAGACAGGUGCUGAAACCAACAGCUGCUGCUGCUACUGCUGGUAACCAGGCACAGAGAAAGGCAGCAAACAUAGGAAAGCAGAAGGCACUAACAAUAUCUCCUUUAGGUAUCUCAGAAAUGUUUCCUUCUAAACGUGAAGUGGGGAAAAAUGCUCGAGUGAAUCCAGAGGUGAAAGGUUCUGCAGCUGAUUCCAAACAUUCAGCACCAGCUGAGCUUCAGCAAGAGCAAACCUCAGUGGAAAACAGCAACUCUGCUCCAGUGAGACCUAGAACUCGAUCUUUUGCACCCCAAAACUUUGUGUUUCAGCCACUGAGUGGAUUAACAACCUACAAAGUCACACCCCUGUCUCCUUCAAGUGCAAAGGCUUUCCUGGAACCCAAUUCCUUCUGGGAUUUUUCUAAAUCUCCAGUCAAAACAAUUGGAAAAUCCAGUGAAACUAAAGCACAAAAGGCUAAUUUAAAAAGUCAAGUUCCACCUGUUGCUACAGACACUCAAGAACAGCAGAUGAGCAUAGGUUUGGAAGGAGGAAAAGCAGGUGAAUCAGAUGAGAAAACUUCCAGUCAGAGGUCAGAUGAAACAGCUCCUGUCUCUACAAAUACCACAGCAGUUGAAGCAAAGUCAGAUGGCACAGGAGAGCAAGAGCAUGAUGUGCCCUACUUCAGGAAUAUUCUUUGGACUGAGAGAGAGAGGCUGAUGUCUCAGUGCCUGCAGUGGGAUGGGAACCUGGAGCAGAACAUUCCAGAGGAUGCUAAAGAUCUGAUUCGCACCACGACUGGUCAGACGAGGCUGCUCCUGGGAGAGAGGUUCAAACAGUUCGAAGGCCUCGUGGAUAACUGUGAGUUUAAACGAGGUGAAAAAGAGACAAUGUGUUCAGACUUGGAUGGAUUUUGGGAUAUGGUCAAUUUUCAGAUUGAAGAUGUGAAUAAAAAAUUUGAUCAUCUGAAGAAGCUUCAAGACAAUGAGUGGCAGCCACUUGAUGUCCCAAACAAAACACUUGUCAAGAAAAAGGCCAUUCCAAGUGGAGCACCCAAAGCCAAGCUGGAAGCAGCUGGCAGAGCUGCUGCCCGGAGCCGCCUGGCGGCUGUCAAAGCAGCCAUGAGGGAUAAAAUGAAGCAUGAGGGAGCUGCUGAUGGGACAUACCAGGAGACUGUGCCAGAAGUAGAAAAAGUGGUUUUUGAAGCAGGUUUUUUCAGGAUUGAAAGCCCUGUGAAAAACUUCUCAGGUUUGCUUUCCAAGACACCUUGUAGAUCUUCCCAGAGGACUUCUGGAAAACUGGCAACUCCAAGAUCCUCCCGUAGAGCUUUGCUUCCAAAUGUUCCUUCUGCUCUCCGUGACCCUCAGGAUGCAACUGCAAAACAAACACCAUCAGGGCUCAAAUGCUUCCACCCAGCACACAAUUUGAAAAUGCACCAACUUUGCACUGGAACAACUCCCCCAUUGGACACACUCCCUGAUGGUGUUCCUGAGCAAAGCAUUUCCAUGGCUGCAGAAGAAUUCUGUCCUGUUGCUGGCACAGCAGAGGGAGCUAAGGUGCUGGAAAAUUCUAGCAGUGAAUCAAAAGCAGUGGAUGACAUGGAGGAGAUGGAGCUCUCUGCUGCAGAACAGGGACAGGAUAUUGUCAUGUGCAGCCCAGAGAAGGAUCCUGACACUGAGACAAACUUCGCUCAGUCCAGAGAACCAGACAUAGAUGCAACAGAUACUUUAUGUAGUGAUUUGACAUCCAUUGACAGAAAUCCUUUUGAUAUGCCAGUGCUGAAUGCUGAGCUUCCCUUCACUCCAGUCAAGACCAAAGCCCAGAAGUUUGCAGCAGCUGAAGUGUUCAGUGACCUCAUUGUGUUUUCUCCCCUUGCUCCCUCUGGGGAUAAUUGA